Messenger RNA from Salvelinus sp. IW2-2015, 1435 nucleotides. Its product is annotated as out at first protein homolog. The record is from RefSeq and is a predicted model, not a curated record. Lineage: Eukaryota; Metazoa; Chordata; Actinopteri; Salmoniformes; Salmonidae.
GUUUACAACGCUCGUUGAAUUUACAGCGCCGUCCCUGAAAGUUUCGAGGCCAUGCAAGUAGCCUACUCUGCAGUAGUUUGGAUACCGAAGGAAGUGACGGGACUGAAUGAGAAAAAGAGAGAAAAAAUACGAGGAUAAAAACAGAAAGCAGAAUACGAAGUAACGUGCUGUGUUACGGUCAAGAGAGCGUGUGUGGUUUACUACAUCGCGUAUGAUUCUGAUAUGCAUGGAAGUCGGGCUGGGUAAAGUUUUGGAAUGGUUACAAAGUAGCUGUGAAAUGAAAAGCCGAGAUUGAGGUUUUAAUCGAGGUGGGUUUACCUACGCGUAUGGUGUCGCGUUAAUGUUCGUACAAAAUACAUCACUCACGUCAUGAAUUCUAGUUUAAAGGUAUGGAAGACGAACAAUUGCUUGGAUUUCAUAAUUUUUUUUUUUACAAAGAAUAAAUAGCAGAAGGGCUAUCUGAAACGGAAAUGCAACUAAAUAAUUAGCUAGUGAUAUUGAAUAGAGACCGUUGGAUUUCACCUGGACUUAUUUUUCCUCUGUCAAGUUCAGUUCUGCGUCUUCUGGAAUGUUUGGGAGUUGUGUUCUACCGGUUUCAGCUCGGAUAAAUGCAUUUCUCUGGGCACUAAUAUUUUUAACAACGUUUGGACUUUGUUCAGAGCUGAAGGUUCGAGUUCGUUUAGCUGAUGGACAAAUCACAGAGGAAGUUCUAGAAGCAGACAGUGAAAAAGACUCCAUCACACUUGAGUUCAAACAGGGAGAUGGAACUCUCAUAACAUUUGUCGCUGACUUCAAACAGGAUGUGAAGAUUUUCCGGGCGCUCAUCCUUGGGGAGUUGGAGAGGGGCCAGAGUCAGUACCAGGCCCUGUGCUUCAUCUCGCGCCUCAACCACAACGAGUUCAUCCCCAGCGAGUCCAUGGCCCGACUCAGACAGAAAAACCCUCACGCCAUCCGCAUGGCGGAGGAGAGGCGUGGUCACGACCAGCUGACCAUGAACGUGGCGCUGAACCUGAGCCGGGCGUGGCAGCUCAGCAGCCACAUCUACAACAUGUGCAGCGAGGCCCGGGAGGCCAUCUACACCCGGGAGAGGGACGUCCAACAUUGGCUGGAGAGAGGAGUGGAGGGCUCCAUGUUUGAGACCCUGCCCCAGACGGUGGACGUGGUCCCGGUCCUGCUGUCGUGCCGCUCUACGAGAGACGUGUGGCAGCCCUGCUCCUGCAGCUUCAGCCUGCGCCUGGAGUGGUACCCCUGCCUGCUCAAGUACUGCCGCAACCGCGACACCACAGGCAAAGGCAGCCCCUACAAGUGUGGCAUCAAAAGCUGCAGCAAAGGCUACCACUUCACCUACUAUGUCCCACACAAACAGCUCUGUCUCUGGGAUGAGGAGACUUAGCAGUACACUAGCCGUGUGGUCAGACUCYUCCCCCCCCCCCCC